CGCGUUCGUCCAAGUUCCGCCGUUCAGCUUGCUAGCUUCACCAACAAGGGCCUAUAGGCUAUCUCGCGCUUGGAGCCUGCCUGAUCUGUCGAAAAUCCUUACAGUAUCUAGCCUAAUAUCUCUCUGAGCAAGCUUUGCAUUCCUCACAUGCCUCCGAAACGCAAGUCAGACGACUCAGCCUCGCCGGAUCCCCCCACAGCUCGCGAGAGGAAGAAGCAGAAAACCGCGUUAGCUCGGAAUAUAACUGUCCAGACUUCUCAAGCAACAGGUACUAGCAAUGCAUCUGCAGGCCCUUCGAAAUCUGUACGCUUCAGCUUCAACAGCAUGCAAGGCCUGCCAGCAUCUAUUGACGUGGAACGAUUUGCCGAGGCACGGGCGUUCGAGAUCAACGCGAUGGAAGAAGCCAUGAAGAGUGCCCAGUCAGCAUCUACGAAGAGGGCCUGGCAAGAGCUACCUCGUCAUUUGAGACGACGAGCAGCCAGUCAUGACGUGCGCCGCGUCCCCCUUCGACUGAGAGACAAGGCCCGAGCGGAGAUGGAUCCUCAGCGCAAGAAAGCGCUUGGACGACACGUCCCGAAACGUGGUAAAUCCAAACAAAUAUCCCGGACGAAGCAGUUCCUUAAGCGGCAGAUCGAUAAGACGUGGUUAGAGACGCACAUAUGGCAUGCGAAGAGGAUGCACAUGGACAACAUGUGGGGCUAUCGGUUGGCAGUAGAACCCACGGAGAAGUCUUUCCGCCCCUCGCACAGAGCAUCAGUUCAUGGCUCCAUUCUGCAUGACGCAUCGUACUUUGCGCUCGUUGAACUCACGGGACCGGAGGACAUCCUUCGCGCCAUACUGGACAGUUGUUCGGACUUUCAGGGCGCAAGUCCUGGAGCCAAACGGUUCCUGACGGGCGCGAGAGUCUGCGAAACGCAUCUAUACAAGCAUCGAUCGUAUCCAUUUGAUUUGGUUUCCCCGAUGACCGUCCUAUGGCAACCAGCCACCCAGAGCAACAGCAAGCCUGAGGGGGUUCAGUCCGAAGAAGAUGGCACAAAGUCGAAGAAACGCCGCAGGAAAGGGAAGGGCAAAGACAAGGUGCAUGACGGCGCCUCGGGCUCGGCUCAACCUGGGCGCAAAGUCUGGAUACGCGUACACCCCUCCGCCGUACAUGUCGCACACCAGACGCUUCGCCUUGCAGCAUCAUACGCUCUGGAUGCCGCGAGGACGGCGGAGCCAAAUAGGGAGGUAGCAGAGGUUGAGAUUGCCGACCUGAGGGAACGCGUUAAUGUAUUCGAGAUCAUGGGGCCGAAGUCCAGUCAGGUUAUCAAGGGUGCACUCAAGCCAACGAAAGAUAACGAUGGGACGAGUUUCCGAAGAGGUAUGGUGGUUGGCUUCACUCUUCCCACCCAAAAAGCGAAGCUUGAAAGCGGACUUACAUCGUCUCCGAUUACAGUCGACAUUUGGGACAGAACACCAAAAUACAAAAAGAAGACAUCGACCAGCGCAAGUCUCAGCAACAUCGUGCUCACUGAGCCUGGUGCAGAAUUUGGUGCCGGGACCAUACUGCAGCCGACUCAGAAAGACGACAGAAUACCUGUCAUUCUUAUGCAGCGCUCGGUCGAAAGCGCCUCGCCCAUCUCACCUUCGUCUCCCCAUCACACAAGCUCCUCGACUGCCCUGCAUGGAUGGACACUAAUCAUCCCCCAGGGCUGGGCCAUGGCGUUCUUGCCGUCCCUCAUCUAUACGGGCACCCGGGUGGGUGGCCAGCGUGAACGGCAGACUCAGACCUACGAAGGCGGCUGUGCCUACUUCCCCCGUGACUAUCCGUUUACCGAUGCAUAUGAGGAAUAUGCGGACGAUAGGGAAGCAAAGGAACAGGACAGAUGGGAACGCAAGCCACCGGCGAAACGGGUGAACUAUACAAAGAUUGGGACCCGCAGUCCCUGGAAGCCCGAUUGGGAAGUUGUCCUGGGACUGCAGGAGCUACCUCAGGAGCUGAUCCCUGCUCAGCGAGAAGACGUGCAGAUGGCUACACCGGAUGAGCAGGCACCCGGCAUCACUGCACAAGCGGGCAACGACGGGAAGCAAGUUCGCCCUUGGCUCCUUCGUGGACAGGACGUUCCCUCGAUAAUUCACAGUAUCUCGUCUAUGUUCAACCCUAGUGCUGGCCUGGCGGACUACAUCGACCAGCUCCGCGUCAAGCGCGGCCAGGAUCCGCUAGGCAACAGUGUGCGAGCGAAUGAGUUGUGGAAAGGCGCGCUCGUGAGGGUCAGGGUGCUUCUAUGCGGAAGAGGUAACCCGGAGGAUCUCGCACUGAUAUACAAGCUUGACGACGAGGAGUCGAAGAAAUGGAGCGAGGCGGAGGCUCUCAGUAAGCAGGGUGCUCCGGCACUGCUAUCGGAGGAUGCAGACGAGACGGAGCUCUCUCAGCAGGCUCCCUCCAGAGAUGCCAUCAUCGGCUAUGUUACUACAGGACACUACUCAUCCAUACCUGUGAGCAACCUCGUCGAUCUACAGCGACAAGCAGAACGGUUGCGCACGCCGGACUCAUUGCUGGUAAAGAUUCGUGAUCGAGGCGAGACGAUUUGCAGAGCUGCUCGCCUCGAGGUGCUCACCUGAGACUGGAUAUUCCGGAUGUACUUACCUGAGAUGUUCGAACGCAUUGAUCUUCAAACAAUGCACGUCGUGCUCGUACUCAUCAGCUAGAACCCAAGGCAUGUUCCACUCCUGCGAGA
Fomitopsis serialis is the source of this 2717-nucleotide messenger RNA. Its product is annotated as NUC188 domain-containing protein. Gene Ontology annotation, biological process: tRNA 5'-leader removal. The transcript has 16 exons. The record is from RefSeq and is a predicted model, not a curated record. Lineage: Eukaryota; Fungi; Basidiomycota; Agaricomycetes; Polyporales; Fomitopsidaceae. The coding region runs from base 148 to 2601 and encodes 817 amino acids. Gene Ontology annotation, cellular component: ribonuclease MRP complex; nucleolar ribonuclease P complex.